This is a messenger RNA of Manis javanica (Malayan pangolin), 2090 nucleotides long. RefSeq names its product zinc finger protein 212 (gene ZNF212). NCBI's taxonomy places the organism in Eukaryota, Metazoa, Chordata, Mammalia, Pholidota, Manidae. The record is from RefSeq and is a predicted model, not a curated record. Gene Ontology annotation, biological process: regulation of transcription by RNA polymerase II. Gene Ontology annotation, molecular function: RNA polymerase II cis-regulatory region sequence-specific DNA binding; DNA-binding transcription factor activity, RNA polymerase II-specific.
AUCAACACCGCUGUGGUGGCGCCUGCGAGGAGGAGCCGGGGACGCCUGGGGACCGGCGCGCAGCCCGCGGGGUAUCAGGCGGGGCUUGGGCGGUGAGGGGCGACCGGCAGCCAUGGCGGAGUCAGCGCCUGCUCGGCACAGGAGGAAGCGCCGCUCCACACCUUUGUCUGCUUCCGCACUGCCUGCACAAGCAACAGGGAAAAGCUCCUAUUUGCAGACUACGGAGAUCUCACUCUGGACCGUCGUGGCUGCUAUUCAGGCCGUGGAGAAGAAGAUGGAGUCCCAGGCUGCCCAGCUACAGAAUCUGGAGGGGCGGACGGGGACAGCGGAGAAGAAGCUGGCCGACUGCGAGAAGUCGGCCGUGGAGUUCGGGAACCAGCUGGAGGGCAAGUGGGCCGUGCUGGGGACCCUGCUGCAGGAGUACGGGCUGCUGCAGAGGCGGCUGGAGAACAUGGAGAACCUGCUGAGGAACAGGAACUUCUGGGUCCUGCGGCUGCCCCCGGGCAGCAAGGGGGAGGCGCCCAAGGUGACCAGGUCACUUGAAAAUGAUGGAGUCUGUUUCUCAGAGCAGGAGUGGGAGAAUCUGGAGGACUGGCAGAAGGAGCUGUACAGAAAUGUGAUGAAGAGCAACUAUGAGACUCUGGUCUCUCUGAAGGUCCUUGGCCAGCCAGAAGAAGAAGCAGAGUUGGGUACAGAGAUGCUGGGUGACUUGGAGGACGAAGGCCCUGGUGGUAUCCACCCAGCAGAAGGGGUUAUGAUCAAGCAGGAAAUACAGUUCACACAGGGAGGCUCUGUGGAUCUUCCUGGAGGGUUCUCUGCCAUUGCUGAAGAGCAGACUUUGCUGAGCCCAGAGCCGACUGCACUCUGGGAUGGGCAGGGCAGUUCUGCCCUCUUGGAAUCGGGUCCCAGAGACACUAAUCUGGAGGAGGCCAUGGAGGCCAGUAGAGACGCCAGCAGCAGCAGGACUCUGGGCAGCCCCCUGGAGCAGAAGCCUAGUAGGCAGAUGCCACUGGCUCAGGGACAGGGGCAGGGCCUGCAGCUGCAGAGGGACUCUUCCAGUCCCUGUGAAUGUUCAGAGUGUGAGAUCAACUUACGCUGUAAGCAGCAGCUGGCCACGCAUCUCCGGAUGCACUCGGGGUGGGGGUCUUACACAGCCUCGGAGCCCGAGGUGAGCCUUAGACCCAGGCCACGGCUGAAGCCCCAGUCCAGGAAGGCAAAGCUGCAUCAGUGUAACGUGUGCAUGAAGAGCUUCGGUUGCAGAGUGAGCCUGGUGACCCACCAGCGCUGCCACUUGCAAGAGGGACCCAGUGCUGGUCAUCGUGUCCAGGAGAGGUUCUCGCCAAACAGCCUGGUGGCGCUGCCCGGCCACAUCCCUUGGAGGAAGAGCCGGAGUUCCCUCAUCUGUGGUUACUGUGGCAAGAGCUUCAGCCACCCAUCUGACCUGGUGCGGCACCAGCGCAUCCACACGGGCGAGCGACCCUACAGCUGCAGCGAGUGCGAGAAGAGCUUCGUCCAGAAGCAGCACCUCCUACAGCACCAGAAGAUCCACCAGCGCGAGCGGGGCGGGCCGGCCCCAGAACCUGCAGGGCCCAGUGGUCUGCUUUAAGGCUGCCAGCCCCUCGCCCGGCCGGGGGGCGGAGGGGGCUGGCAUUGGUCCCCCCAGAGAGACACUGUGCAGAGUCAGGGACUGACUGCUUCCCAAGGGGAGUCACUUUGACUUGCCUGGCCCGGGCCGGGCCUCUGCCUGCCGUCUUCACCCUGCUGCUGAGUUGGAGUCUCUUUGGCUCCUUCAGGUCUCGGUUUUCCCAUAUGUGCUGAUAGUUGUUGGCUGGGUUGACUGUCUCCCAGGGCCUGGUGACUGGUUCCAGGGCCUGUCCCAGCACUGCAGGUGUUCUGUGGGGUUGAGUCGAGCCAGAGGCAUAAGCAGAGCUCUGGCCCUCCAUUCCCUCUCCUUUUUUUAGUCUCUGUUAAUAACAAGUGGAAAAAGUAAUUUAAGUGGAUUGCUUACCCUGCUCUGAAGAACCUUUUUUUGGAAUUAGAUUUUAGUUGAUUUAAAAAAUAUAUAUAGUCUGACACUUGUUUUUAAGCUU